AUGCUCACAUCCGUUUUCUUGAGCCAAAAUUCUAAAAUACUGAAAGUAUGGGAAGAAGCUCUGACUGUGUUUGACGCAGACGGAAAUCCAGUGAGCCAGGACGAAGUAAACGAACUAAGCGCUCUAGAAUGGGAAGACAUCAUCCCAACAGCCUCCCGCUACUCCAAAGAAAGCAAAGACUCGAUCGAUCCAAAUACCAGCCUCUAUGACUUCUUCCUCCACAAGUCACAAAAUUUAUUCCAGGACCAGCCCGUCGAGAUAGCCGAGCAAAAACGAGCGAAACUCCUACAAAUGGCACAAGGCUGGGGAGCAUACAUUGGCAGUCCCAUACAUCGACAAAGCCUAAAGUAUUUCUGGCUGGAAGAGUGUCUGGAAGGAGAAAAUCCCUUUGUAGCUGGAACCUAUCGCAAGAUUCUAGAAGCAAUAUCCGAGGCCGCGAAGAAACAUGCGGAAAUUCGACUACGUUGCGAAGUUGUUGAGAUUCUAUCACGGAGAAUAUUGGGAGAUGAUCAUGUUCCGUCUCAACCUCCUAGAGUGAAGCUUGCAGAAGGAACUGUCUUGUCUUUCGAUGCGGUCGUUCUGACUACACCAUUAGGCUGGCUGAAAGAGAAUAAAGCUGCUUUCAAACCUACUUUGCCCAAGGAAAUGUCCUUGGCGAUUGAUAGUAUCUCAUACGGACACCUCGAUAAGGUAUAUCUCACCUUCCCAACGGCAUGGUGGAAGAAAUCGUCCGAAGCGAGCGAAACAUCAUCCACCACGAAGAGCAAUGAUAGCACAAACCACCCCCCUCAAGUUUUCACCUUCUGGCUACAACCCACCUAUGCACCCUCAACGAACCCCCAGCAAUGGCUACAAGAAUGCGUAGAUCUAACAACUCUCCCCCCAGAAUCCUCUCAUCCAACCCUGCUAUUCUACAUCCAAGGCCCCCAGAGCAAAUACAUAGCAAAUCUCGUAAAUUCCUCCACCGGCAGCGACAAAGAUCGAGAUGAAAAAUUAAUCGACUUCUUCCUCCCCUACAUCUCAAAACUUCCCGGAUACAAUGAGAGGAAACGGGAAUGUAAACCCAGUGCCGUCAAGGCUACAUCUUGGACGAGUGAUAAAUUCGCAGGAUUUGGAUCUUAUAGUAAUUUUCAAGUCGGGUUGGAGAAUGGGGAUUUACAUAUUGAGAUGAUGCGAUAUGGGAUGCCUGAGAGGGGGAUAUGGUUUGCUGGAGAGCAUACGGCGCCUUUUAUUGCGUUGGGAACUACGACGGGGGCUUAUUGGAGUGGAGAGGGGGUGGGGAAGCGAAUCAUCGAGACAUUUGAAGAGGGAACGAAGGUGUAG
Molecule: messenger RNA, 1323 nt
Organism: Ramularia collo-cygni
Lineage: Eukaryota; Fungi; Ascomycota; Dothideomycetes; Mycosphaerellales; Mycosphaerellaceae
Product: related to anon-37cs protein
Exons: 3
Coding region: 1-1323 (440 amino acids)
Molecular function (GO): oxidoreductase activity
Source: RefSeq, a predicted model, not a curated record